Pan troglodytes (chimpanzee) is the source of this 4420-nucleotide messenger RNA. It is a transcript of the gene FAM222B, whose product is annotated as family with sequence similarity 222 member B. Lineage: Eukaryota; Metazoa; Chordata; Mammalia; Primates; Hominidae. Bases 417 to 2120 code for a protein of 567 amino acids. The record is from RefSeq and is a predicted model, not a curated record. The transcript is spliced from 5 exons.
UGGGAGCAAGCGGCAGCCGGCUGGGGGAGGGGGUGUCGGCGCACCGCGGAGUCCUGCGCUCCGUGAGCCUGGCACCCGGAGCAGCCGCCUCCCCCUCCCCCUGCCUAGACCGCUAGAAGCCCCCUCUCUUCCAUCAUCCCGGGGCGCGGGUGAGCUGGGCUCAGCUGCCCAAGGCGGGCGGGGCGGAGCCAGGAGCCCCACCAAGCGCUGCGGAGCGAACCUCACCUUUCCAGGGCGCAAGGGUGCCGUCCCAAUUAUAUUGUCCAGGCUGGCCUUGAACUCCCGGACUCAAGCAGUACUCCUGACCCAGCCACCGAAGGGACUACAGGAGUAUCACAGGAGUGAUGCUGUGUUCUUCACUGCAUGAUUUCAAAAGUGUGAGCCACUGCCCCAUGUUGUGUUGAUGCCAGUCUGCCAUGCUAGCCUGUCUACCAGGGCCAGGUAACCUGUCCUUUCAGCUUCUUUCUCACACGCAGAUGAACACUGGACUUCAGAAAUGGGACACUACACAGAAAAUGAGAACUGCUCACUAUCCUACCCCAGCCGAAUUGGAUGCGUAUGCUAAGAAGGUCGCAAACAACCCACUGACUAUAAAAAUCUUCCCCAACAGUGUGAAGGUUCCCCAGCGGAAACACGUUCGUCGUACUGUGAACGGCCUCGACACAUCAGCCCAGCGCUACAGCCCCUACCCGACACAGGCUGCCACCAAGGCAGGCCUGCUUGCCAUUGUCAAAGUGCCAGCCAAAAGCAUACUCAAGGACUUUGACGGCACCCGAGCCCGGUUGCUCCCUGAGGCCAUCAUGAACCCCCCAGUGGCACCCUAUGCUACUGUGGCACCCAGCACUUUAGCCCACCCCCAGGCCCAGGCUCUGGCCCGCCAGCAGGCCCUGCAGCAUGCACAGACCCUGGCCCAUGCCCCUCCCCAGACGCUGCAGCACCCUCAGGGUAUCCCGCCACCCCAGGCACUGUCCCACCCUCAGAGCCUCCAGCAGCCUCAGGGCCUGGGCCACCCUCAGCCCAUGGCCCAAACCCAGGGCUUGGUACACCCUCAGGCCCUGGCUCACCAGGGUCUCCAGCACCCCCACAAUCCCUUGCUGCAUGGAGGCCGGAAGAUGCCAGACUCAGAUGCCCCCCCGAAUGUGACCGUGUCUACCUCAACUAUCCCCCUUUCAAUGGCGGCCACUCUGCAGCACAGCCAGCCCCCGGACCUGAGUAGCAUCGUGCACCAGAUCAACCAGUUUUGCCAGACGAGGGCAGGCAUCAGCACUACCUCAGUGUGUGAGGGCCAGAUCGCCAACCCCAGCCCCAUUAGUCGCAGUCUGCUCAUCAAUGCAAGCACCCGGGUGUCGACCCACAGCGUCCCCACACCAAUGCCUUCAUGUGUGGUCAAUCCCAUGGAGCACACCCACGCGGCCACCGCCGCGUUGCCUGCUGCAGGUCCUGUCAACCUGCCCACAGGCAUCUCUCGCGUCCCCACUGGCUACCCUAGCGACCUCAAGCCAGUCACCUGGAACCAGCACCAGCUGGCCCACCUACAGCAGAUGUGCAGCGAGGCUAGUGGGACGCCAGCCCCUGGCCUGACAGGCAAGCAUGCGGCAGGACGCGAGUUGGCAGGGCCUGGCUUUGUAGGCAAGGCCCCUGCCUACCCGCAGGAACUCUGCCUGGCGCAGUCCUUCCAUCUGAAGCCACCCCUGGAAAAGCCGACCCCAUCCCCACCAGUCAACGGCAUGGCAGCCCCAUUGGCCUACCCCAAUGGUCACUACUUCCAACCCCUGUGGAACAACAUUCUGCCCACUCCCAAUAGCGACAGCUCGGGGUCUCAGGACCUCGCCAUGCCGUUCCACGGUGGGCAGCCCACAGGUGCACCCCUCGACUGUGCAGCAGCUCCUGGGGCCCACUACCGAGCAGGGACCGGGGGCGGUCCAGUGGCAAGCCAGAACAGCUUGAUGCAAACAGUGGAUUACCUAAGUGGGGAUUUCCAACAGGCCUGCUUCCGAGAACAGAGCCUGGCCAUGCUGAGCAAGGCCCACCGAGCCCCUGGCAACCGAGCCCCUGGCAACCGAGCCCCCGAUCCCACAGAGAGUCGAAGUCUUCAUAUUCAGCACCCAGGGUAUAGAUAGGUAGCCCUGCUGCCCUCCACGUGCAACACAUCAUACAUCACCCUCCUAGGUUUAGUCUUUUAAGUAACUGGAUAGUUUCAAAGUUUCACUGCUCCAGUGUGAUCAUUCUUAGAUGUCUAAGAAAGGGAAUUUGGUGGGAUCUAAGUGGGGACAGAAGAGGUCGUCUCGUCCUCCCCUCCAGCAACUUUUGGUUUUAUGUUAGAACCUAACCCUAAGCCCAGGCUUUUCUCUCCACUGCCUGCCUGUCAGCUAGUCUCUCCACCUUGGCCAUUUCCAGCCAGCUCCCACCCAUCUUUUCUUGAAUCUCUUCCUGUUUCCCUUAGGACGACUGAGGUGUGGGCUGACGGAAUGCCCUAGUUGAGGUAGUAUAGGUGCUCAGGCCCCUAAUCCAGACCUCUACCUGUUGCUACCCCCCUUCCCCUCCCUCCAGGACUAAGAAGCAAGAUUUCCCAGGUGCUUUGAAAGCUAAUUACUCAUCGAAGGAUCUCAAAUCAAAGCUGACCCAGUCUUCAUAUCCUUCAAGUUCCUUUCCAUUCCUCAAGGCUUUGUUUUGUGUCUAUAUUGAUCCCACAGCCACUGCACUUGCCCUUGCCACACUUGAUCUCAAGGGCAUCUUGGAAGUAUUUGACCAUUUCUUGAGAUAUGGGGGGAAAAAGUCUUUGUAUUGGCAUCUUGGUUCCAGACUCCCCUUUCCAAACCUAGAAAAAUACAGUGACCUUUGAGCAUACCCAAGAUCCCUUUCUCACUGUUGCCUGUCCCCUAACUCACCUCCCCACAGCCCCUAUCCUUUCCCCUCAACAAAAACAAAAUCUACCUUACUUGAGGAAUUAGGUAGGUAAGGAAUGAUCACAUUGGAGUUUGGGAUUAAAAACACCAAAAAAAAAAAAAAAAAAAAAUGCAUUUGGUUCUCUCUACACUGGCUAAGAAUAUUGCUCUACACUGUAAGUUUUAAACGUUACGUUUCUGUAUGAAUGUAGUGUGGGUUUGAGUAGCAUUGUGUGUGAGUGGCCCCACAGGUACAUUCACCCUCUAGUGCAGCCCCUCAGUUUAAUGAAGGAAAAAAAAACAAACACAAAGCCUUAAGCUCUUUGAGUACUUCCUUUACCAAAUGAGCAUGGUUCUAACACCUGGAGCUGGGCCUACAUUGGAAACAGCCCCUCCUGCCCUCUGUCCAUUCUUAGAGCAUACCUUCAUCCACUCCAUGCUCAGCACGUCUCAUCCCAAGCGACAAUUAGUUGGCUAGAAACACUUCUCUGUAAUUUUAAACUUAGACUGUUUUGUUACACAUUUUUGCACCAUUCUGUUAAAGAUGCAGAAUUGGGCUUUUUUAUUUUUUACAGAUGAAAUAAGCCCUUACCUUUCCUCUUGUCUCUGGGGAAUGUCAGCUGAUGGUUCUUAUUUAAGGUUUUGCAUUUUGUUCACUAUCCACUACUGUUCGUUAGCCAGAAAUUCUCUAGUGAUCUGAAGCAAUGUGACUGAAGACCAGUUUUAAGUUAUGUGUUGGCAAGUUGCCUUAUAUUUAAAAGGAAAAAGAAAAAAAAAAAGCCUGAUUGUGUUAUGCCAAAUGAUAGCAACAUGAAGUCCUAAUUUAUUGUUCCCAAUUGUUUUCCUGCCGUCUGUGAACACUGGUACCUCCCUGUUCUGAUCCCCCAGGAGCACCUGUAGCUUCUGACUCAAUGCCUUCUCCGAAGGUGUUGGCCGCCAUCUCACCCAGGGCCCUCUUCCAGUUCCUGCUUUUCUGAGUCAGAUUUAAAGAGCACCACUGUCUUCCCCCUAUCCCUUGCUUGAUCUCCAAAGCAGAUAUUCUUGCUGUAUUUUUUUUUCCUCCCCAAUACCUCUCCCUGAAAGGUGAGCUGCUAUUUUAGGAAACUGGACCAGACACCAACUUGGGGGCUUUAAGUCAAACAACCUCAAACCCAUCUCUUCCUGUGUAGGGGUGCAAGCCUCUGAAGCUCUCACUCCCACCCUUAGUCUGCAUGGAAAAUGUACUGUGAUCCCCCUACCCCCAACUGCCCUCGCCUUUGGUGUGAGAUGUUCCUUCCUUCGGAGUUCAGCCUGAGUCCCUCUCCCCUCUGCCAGCCAACCCCCAGCCAGCAAUAAGGGUCCAAGCCAGGGCCUCCUCUCCACACUCCCUGUCUCCAUCCUACACUACCCUAGGGAAUACCUGGAUUCCCCAUUCUAUCCACAUACUGUAGCAUUCAUUCUCCAUCUCUCUCACCUCACCUGUGGUGGUUUAUGGGUGUGAUGGGGUUUUUAAGAUUAUUAUAAACCAGUAAAAAUAAGAAAACCUCGCUUUCUGA